Petromyzon marinus (sea lamprey) is the source of this 594-nucleotide messenger RNA. NCBI's taxonomy places the organism in Eukaryota, Metazoa, Chordata, Hyperoartia, Petromyzontiformes, Petromyzontidae. The record is from RefSeq and is a predicted model, not a curated record.
AUGGACCGGGAGAAGCAGCUUCUGGAGAUGCGUGGCCAGCUCCUCCGAUGGAAACACGGUUCGAUUUCGGCCGCCACGAGUCUCAACUACCGCAAGCUUCUCGAGUGUCUGAGCCGCAUCGGGGAGAAGGAGGAGGACAUUCGCAAAGUCUUCCUGAAGCUGGACAAGGACAACAGCGGAUACAUCGAGUGGAACGAGCUUAGGUAUGUGACAGCGGUCAUCACUGGGGAGUUAAACAAGAAGUUGAGUGACCUGGAGACAGAUCAGAUCCUCCAGGUGAUCGACAGCAACCAGGACGGGCGAAUCGACUUUGACGAGUUCAGCGCCCUCGUCAAGGAAGGCGCCGCCAUGAAGAAGUGAUUCCACGCGUCGCCGGCCAUGAUGAGCCACGACCACCGCCUCUCUCCCCCCCUCUCUCCCCACCCCCCGCCCCCCAGCAGCGACACCCGCGUCGUGAAGGUGGCGACGUUUGGUGUAGCGAUGGAACAUCUUACUCCUCUUCUUCUCCUCUUCUUGUUCCCCCUCCUCCUCUUCUUCCUCCUCCACUUUUCCCCCCUCCUCUUCUUCCUCCUCUUCCUCCUCCUCAUCCUCCUC